Messenger RNA from Phaedon cochleariae (mustard beetle), 837 nucleotides. The record is from the annotation of a GenBank genome assembly. Lineage: Eukaryota; Metazoa; Arthropoda; Insecta; Coleoptera; Chrysomelidae.
CGGACACUAUACAGAUUCCUGCACACGGCCCAGGACUCUCAGUUAGUUUCCAACUUCUUUUCACGAAUUCCUGCGCAUAUCCUGGGAUUAUCGAUUGCUUCCCAAGUUUCCAGAUGCAGUAACAUAACCUCAAAACGCAUAAGGUCAUAUAAUCAUGUAGCAGGCUCGUUGAUUUCAGUAUGGAUUACAGGAUUUUUCAUUUGAUUUCCUUGUGCUUAAUAUUCGUGGAAUCGAGAGGUCCUCAUCAUCCUAGAGGUGACAAAAUUGUCAAAAGACACGUACAUUAUAAACCCAUAAAGGAUGCGUCUGAAAAGUUAACUGAAGAUGUGCAGUUGCUGCAUGAUCAAGAGCAUCUACAGGAACAUUUGGAUGAAAUUAUACCUGAACCAGAUUUUUCCAAAAUGUCCGAUGAAGAACUAGAGUUCUACUAUUUUCAAGUACAUGAUAGCGAUAAAAACUCCAAACUAGAUGGUCUAGAAAUUUUGCAAGCCAUUUCGCAUACGGACGAACAUGGUGACAGUUAUGAGGAAGAUGGAGAAAACGAUAUGUCUUCCACAACUGAAAAGUCCGAUUUAGAAUAUUAUGUUGAACUUAUCGACCAAGUUUUAAGAGAGGACGAUAUAGAUGAUGAUGGGUACUUGAGUUAUGCUGAGUACGUAGCAAGAAGAAGAAAUAAACCAAAAAAUAAAGAAGAUCUAAGAUCUCCAGCAGUGAUGAUGGUUCCAUAGGAAUUCAUAUUUUGUUGGUCAAGAUAUUGAUUGUAAUAAUAAAAGUAUUGAGCAAAAGGGUUACUGGUAUUGUAAACUACAUUAUAAUAAAACUGUAGUUAUAUUUACA